CAGACGGUCCAAAUUUCAAAGCGCAUCUAGUGUGACGAAACUGCCAGUGCAAACGUCAAAGGGCCAAACCAAAAGCCGGAUAUUUUUAGUGCAUUUUAUAUUUUCUAAAAUAUAUUAUAUUUUUCCAUAGCAAGUGGCACAUCUAACUAUAUUGCUCUAUUUUUGGCUCUACCUCGUCUGUUCGCCACCAGCCACUAUGGAUGGAGACACUCAAGAGAAGGCGGCAGACAUCUCGAAGACAGCUCCUAAGGGGGAUUCUGAGAGACUGACCAACAAAUUCAGGGGCCGAGGUUUCCGAGGUCAUGGUCGAGGGGGCCGAAUGAGUCGAGGAGGAGGACGCGGCAUGAUGAAAGUUGUCGGGCCACCUGUUCACGGGAGGGGUACAAUCAAAGAUGGAGUGAUGAACGGCUUUUCCCCCAUGAGAGGAAUGGGGAGAAUGCGACCUUACCCUGACCCCAGAGGUCAUCGAGGUAGGUAUGGACCAAUAGGCAUGGGUCCUCCACCUCCCCCCAUGCACCUCACAGGGCCCUUCCCGCCCAUGCCCAGACAUGGUCCUCCUCCACUACCACCGCCAGGUCACCCGGCUUUUAGAGGGCGUCUUCCACACCCCAGAGGCCGUGGCAUGCCAGUCCCCGGGCCCCCGCGUCACUUCCACCCCAGAGGUCCAAGAGGCUACCACAAUGGACCGGUGUCUCCUCCGCCUCACCCUCCACCUGGCAGAGGCCAGAGGUGGCCGGGGCCCCCUGGUGGCCGCCGCUUUUAGUACAGCCUGCCCUAUAAACAGUACUAAAAAGACCAUUUCUUCUUAUUCAAGAAAAAAGUUCAAAACUUGAUUGAUUAUUUAAAAAAAAAAAAAGAGUUUGAUUAUUAUUAUUAUUAUUAUUUUAUUUUAUUUUUUUUUUACAAGUGAGUAGUAAUGUGAAAAGUGAGGACACAUGCAAUGCCUCGCAUCUUAUUUAAUGUAAUGUGAUGCACACGUCCUUAAAGGACGGAAAGUUCUGAUCAAUGUUGACUUCCUGUGAGCCAGUUUAGACCUCCUAACCCUACUUUCUGUUACCUAGGGAUAUCUUUUUUUUGUAAUAUAGCUUCACCAAGCAGUACUCCACUUGUCUAGUAUUCUUGAGAUGAUAACGUUAUUCUUGUGCAACUAUUUAACGAAUAUUACUGUUUGGAACAUUGUUUGUCUUCAACACAGUACUGUGUAGUGGUAAAUGAAGAAAUAGUGACAGUUAUUCUCCUUUUUUCUGAAGUGAAAACGUUUGUUCCACUGUAAUUAACAGCGUAACUUUUGUCAACUUAAGAAAAGAAAUAAAACUAAAAAGAAACCACUUCUCUUUUUGGUUCAUUCACAAACAAAUCCUGACUUGUCAGCACAUUUUCAUAACCAAGUCAUUGUCAUUUCUAACGUGUAAAUCACACUAGAGCUUUGCAUAAUAGUUCAAAUAGAACUGGUUAUGUAUAUGACAUCAUUGAAAGCAUUCAUUGGCAUGUAAUGUUGUUUUAGGCGUGCUGAGAAACAAAAAUGCAUCUUGUAUGCGUAAAUUAGUGAUUGGAAAAAGUGGUGAAUGCAGUUAUCCCACAUAAAAUGUUUUUUUGAACCCAAACUAAAUGUUGAAUCUCUUGCCUUUUAAUGUACAUAAUAUUUAUACAUAAUAUGCUUUAUUUAAAAGCUGCAUAUGGAUUGCUACUGUUAUUAUUUAUGCUGUGCUGCUUCCAAAAUAAGACCUUUGAUAAGUGUGACACUGUCCCAUAGCCACAAUCAGCUGCUGCAACCUCUCCCACCGUGCUCCUUUCUCCAUCUUUCUACACCUUUUUCGUGCUGCGCCUUCAGUCCAUUCUGCCUGCACUUGUUGCUAACAUGACUGACUGUUGUUGUCUCCUGAAAGGGGAGGGAGGCACACAGUACAGUUAAUCUCCCCGGCCCUGGAUCACAGGCCUUCCUUCUUCACAGCUCUCCAACUGCAGCGUGACGUCUGCAGUGCAGCCCUUCACUGACAAUGGUGAGUCUCCUCUUUACUGUAUUUCCUCAAUAUGGUGGCCACACUAUGAAGAUGCCAUGCAGGCCUGUAAUGACUUACUGGAACAUUGAUAUCACUCUAAACAAA
Molecule: messenger RNA, 2105 nt
Organism: Dunckerocampus dactyliophorus (ringed pipefish)
Lineage: Eukaryota; Metazoa; Chordata; Actinopteri; Syngnathiformes; Syngnathidae
Exons: 6
Coding region: 197-763 (188 amino acids)
Source: RefSeq, a predicted model, not a curated record